AUGGCCUCCCUGCCGACCUUCAAAAAACCAUGGACCAACGUGAAGUGGACGGACGAUUGGCCGGACGACGCAUCGGACACGCUGGUGCGGACGGGUCUCACGGACUCAGGUGCUUUGUUGACACAGCACUUUGCCGUUUGGGAACCUGAAAGGCAGAAACAGACCUUGAAGAGAAUCAGAAAAAAGAUCUUGCAAGAACCCACAGAGAAACUGAAUUUGAAGAGCGAGGCCGGCAUUCGUAACACGAUGCUGGUGCUGCGUUUUCUUCAUGAUCUAGAACAACAAUUGGACGCAAUGAAUUCUGGCACCGAGUGGCACGGCGUCCAAUUGACGCUGUUUUUUCGCUGGUUUCUUUCCACUCCUGAAGUCGAGAAGUGGUAA
Molecule: messenger RNA, 381 nt
Organism: Cladocopium goreaui
Lineage: Eukaryota; Dinophyceae; Suessiales; Symbiodiniaceae
Source: the annotation of a GenBank genome assembly